Molecule: messenger RNA, 2782 nt
Organism: Brassica rapa (field mustard)
Lineage: Eukaryota; Viridiplantae; Streptophyta; Magnoliopsida; Brassicales; Brassicaceae
Source: RefSeq, a predicted model, not a curated record
AACACGGGCCUGGUAAUUUUGUCGUAAAUGAAAAAACGCGGGCCUGGUAAAUUCGUCGUAAAUGGAAAAACGCGGGCCUGGUAAAUUCGUCGUAAAAUUACGUCGCUUUUACGACGAAUCCUAAUCUAUAUAAGGAGACGCCGAGAGCGAGGCUGCCUCGCUCAUUCCUCCCAAAUUCCUUUGCUCUCUCUAAGAUGGCUCCUAGAAGAAAAUCCAGAGCACCUAGUUAUAGAGAUUUGUUUGGCGACGAUGGUUCCGGUACAUCUUCUUCCGGUCCAUCGUCUUCCGGUCCAUCAUCCUCCACCGCAGUUCCAGACUCUCAGCCUUCUCAGAGAGUUGCUUGGAGUCCUCCUCCACCGCAGAUGCCUCCACCGCAAAUGCCUCCACCGCAUAUGCCUCCACCUCCUCCUCCAGCGGCUGCACCUGAGCCUGUCCCAGAAGGUGCAGUUCAUCCGGAUUUGCGUGUGCCUUCAUAUGCCCCAUUCGCGAGAUAUACGGUAGAGGAUUUGCUUGCCCAGCCUGGACGGGAGGGUUUGGAUGUUCUAGACCCCGAUAGACCCCGAGGAACUUAUUGGUUUGGGGCUAACAACCGUGUUGGCCGGAGCGUUUCGAAAACGAUUAAGGGUUACUACGACGGGGCAUAUCCGAACUGGAGCAAGACUCCAAAUCACGUUAAGAUCACUUGGUUUAAAAUGUUUGCGCAAAAGUGGCAUUGGUCUUUGGGAAUCACUGAGAUGGUGAAGGCGGAAUUCGUUGCAAAAGCAAAGAUCCGCCUCUGCAACACAGUCUCCGAUUGGAAGGACAAGUGGGAGCUCGACGGGUAUGAGAGAAAGCCCACUGAGCUCACGAAGGAUGUGUGGGAUGGCCUCAUCGCCUAUUGGAAGCACCCCUCUUCGAUCAAAAAGGCCAAUUCGUGCUCGGCUUCUCGAAAAACGAAGGAUAAAGAUGGUAAUUUGCCCAUGCUUCACAGAACCGGCCAAAAACCACAUGCAGGCAUCCGUCUAGAAGUUUUGGAGAAGACGGGAGUCUUACCAUCUCUGUCUGACCUAUUCAAGAUGACUCACGCCACAUCCGACGGAGUCUUUGUGGAUCCUGCAUCUGAGAAACUCGCUCAAGCAGUGGCUACUCAGAUUGAAGAACGGGAGACGCAACUAACUUAGGAGUCUCCCGAUGGAUUACCCGUCACAUUGUCCACCGAAGAAGCCGACAGAAUCUUCGAAGAGCUGGCUCCUAGAAAGAAGGGACGAAUAGUCGGUAUAGGCUCUGUUAACCAAGUUGCAAGGGCAACUUCGUCAUACACUUCGAGACGGGAUGAAGAGACUUCUCAGAUGAAAGCUCGAAUGGAUAGCCAGCAGGUUCGUUUAGACUCUCUUGAGGAUUUGCUAGACGUGAUGGCCGUGGGAAACCCGGUUAUGCAGAGAAUGUUGAGUCAUAGACGAGCCGCUCUUGGGUUGCCAGUACGAGAUCCCCAAGAGUCCGAUCCAACCCGUCAACAGCCGAGCAACCCCACCGACUACUUCGAUGAUAUGUAGUUUUUUUAAUAUUUCGGUUUGUAUUAUGAAUUUAAAUAUUAUGACUUUUAAAUGCUUUUUUAUAUAUGUUUUUUAUUUUCAUAUUUCGUUUUAAAAUUAAAAUUAUUUAAAAUUCUGAAUUUUAAAUAAAUUCAAAUUUAUAUAUAUAUAUUUGAGGUUAAAAACAAUAUUCAAAAUAUAUUAUAAAACGAAACGUCGAUGUAGGCUCGACGUAAACAUUUACAACUGAUUACCGUCGAAAAUAUUUACGAGUCUUUUACAUCGAAGAUUUUACGUGGUCUUUACAUCGAAAUGUUACGUGGAGUUUACAUCGAAACAUUUACGAGGGUGUUACAACGAAAAUGUUUACGUGUGCUUUACAUCGAAUCCAUUACGUGGAGUUUACCACGAAAUUUUACGUGUCGUUUACGACGAAUCUCUGCCCUGCGCUUUACGAGGAAUAUAUUUUGUCGUAAACUUAACAAGUCAUUUACGACGAAACGUCGGUUACGACGAGCGUUUUACGACGAAACGUGUUUCGAGGUUCAUUCGUCGUAACACCCCGUUUACGACGAAGUUACAACGUAUAUUGCCCUCGUAAAAAAUAUGUUUUCUUGUAGUGGCCUCUCAAAUAAUAUAUAGGGGAUUUCUGGUAGCUAAGUCUUGUGUAUUGAUUAAAAGCAAAACAUACCGACACAAAAAAAUUACUCUUAAUUAUAAGUAGUUUUACUUAAAAGCACAAAUAUUUAUAAAGUUAUUAUUUUAAAAAAUAUAUCAUUUAAUCAAUUAAUUCAACUAAUUUUAAAAAACUGAACAUUAUUUUAUUGGUCACACAAUAUCCAAUAAAUGAAAAAGGUACAUUAAAAUAUGUAAACUAUUUAUUUUGUGAAACAAUUUUUUUUUUGUUAAAACUACCUACAUUUGGAAAGAGAGAGAGUAACAAAGAAUAUUUUUUUCUAAAAACGUUAUCAUUUUCUUCUAAAGGAUUAAAAAAACGUACACAUACAAGUAUGGGAGAGUAAGACACAUACCAUAAAACCAGAUAAAACAUUCUGAAAUAAAGCCAGAAACUUCUCACACAAUAGAGGCAUGAAAAGCCUUUUCUGAAAAGGUACAAUAUUGCAGUAACUCACGGAACCAUUUACAAAAGCUAGGUUAUAGCAUUUCUUAGGAUUUAUUAGAUAUUAUAAAUUUGAGGAUUAUACGAAAAUGAUUUAAGUUUUAACCCAACUAAGUAAAGAAAGAAAGCAAUGUCCAAAGAGUUAGUGGAC